AUGUGUAGUGUUCAAGAAAUAAUAGAAGAGGUUGAACCUAGCAAGGUACCAGUGGUGAGUGAGUUUCCAGAUGUUUUUCCUGACGAGAUUCCAGGAAUGCCAUCAGAACUAAAAGUCCAACUGGAUGAGCUGUUGGAGAAAGGCUACAUCAGGCCAAGCUCUUCACCAUGGGGUGCACCAGUACUGUUUGUGAAAAAGAAAGAUGGGAGUUUGAGGCUAUGCAUUGACUAUCGGGAACUAAAUAGUGUAACUAUCAAGAACAAAUACCCACUUCCGAGAAUAGAUGAUCUGUUUGACCAACUCAAGGGGGCUGGAAUCUUUUCUAAAAUAGACCUGAGGUCUGGUUAUCAUCAAUUAAGGAUUGCGGAGAAUGAUAUCGCAAGGACAGCCUUUAGGACUCGCUAUGGACAUUAUGAGUUCACAGUGAUGCCUUUUGGUUUGACUAAUGCACCUGCAGUUUUCAUGGAUUUGAUGCAUAGAACUUUCAGAACGUUCUUGGAUAAAUUUGUUGUUGUUUUCAUCGACGACAUUCUGGUUUACUCUAAGAAUAGGGAGGCACAUGAGGAGCAUUUAAGACAAGUUUUGUCAAAGUUGAGAGAGCAUCAGUUAUAUGUUAAGCUUUCUAAAUGUGAGUUUUGGUUGGAGGAAGUUGCAUUUUUGGGCCAUGUGAUCUCGAAAGAGGGUGUUUCAGUGGAUCCCACUAAGAUUCGAGCUGUUACUGAAUGGCCUACUCCGAAGAGUGUAUCUGAUAUAAGGAGUUUCUUGGGAUUGGCCGGAUAUUACCGAAGAUUUGUGAGGGACUUCUCUAGGAUUUCAAGGCCUAUGACUAACUUGAUGAAAAAGGAGUGUAAAUUUAUUUGGAGUUCAGAGUGUGAGGAGGCAUUUCAGAACUUGAAGAACAUGUUAACUUCAGCACCAGUUUUAGCAUUGCCAGAUGAAGGUCAACAAUAUGAGGUUUAUAGUGAUGCAUCGAAAUAUGGCUUAGGGUGUGUACUGAUGCAAAAUCGAAAGGUGAUUGCUUAUGCUUCGAGGCAAUUGAAACCUUAUGAGGUGAAUUAUCCAACUCAUGAUUUAGAAUUAGCUGCCAUUGUGUUCGCCUUGAAGAUUUGGAGACACUAUUUAUAUGGAUGAACUUGUAAGAUUUAUACAGAUCAUAAGAGCUUGAAGUACAUAUUUACUCAAAAGGAGUUGAACAUGAGGCAAAGGAGAUGGUUAGAACUCAUUAAAGAUUAUGAAUUGGAUAUCCAGUAUCAUGAAGGGAAGGCUAACGUUGUGGCUGAUGCUUUGAGUAGGAAGACUAGUCAUUCGAUUAAUGCAAUAAUAUUGCCAGAUCAGUUAUGUAUGGAGUUUCAGAAGAUGCACUUGGAAGUCAUUGAGCUAGGAAGCGUAGAAGAACUACUAGGUGCCAUAGCGAUCCAACCUUCUAUUCUUGAUGAGAUCAGGGAAAGUCAAGCUGAGGAUGAUAAAUUGGAGAAAAUUAAGAAGAAAAUUGAAGAGGGCCAAGCACUAGACUUCAAAAUAUUUGAUGAUGGCAGUGUAAAGAUUGAACAUAAGAGACCUCAAGGGAUGGUCCAACCUUUGGAAGUGCCUAGCUGGAAAUGGGACUCUAUCUCAAUGGAUUUUGUGGGAGCCUUGCCUAAAAGUAAGAAAGGAAAUGAUACUAUUUGGGUGGUAGUGGACCGUUUGACUAAGACCGCAAUUUUUAUACCAAUGAAGAAUACUUGGUCGAUGGAUCAACUGGCUAUAGCCUAUGUGAAGUUUGUAGUGAAGUAUCAUGGAGUACCAAAGGACAUCAUCUCUGAUCGAGAUUCUAGGUUCUUAUCGAACUUUUGGCAAAGUGUGCAAAAAGCAAUGGGGACCAAGCUACUGAUGAGUACCGCUUUUCACCCAGCUACUGAUGGGCAAACUGAGAGAACUAUUUAG
Molecule: messenger RNA, 1923 nt
Organism: Beta vulgaris subsp. vulgaris (sugar beet)
Lineage: Eukaryota; Viridiplantae; Streptophyta; Magnoliopsida; Caryophyllales; Amaranthaceae
Product: transposon Ty3-I Gag-Pol polyprotein
Exons: 4
Biological process (GO): DNA integration
Molecular function (GO): nucleic acid binding
Source: RefSeq, a predicted model, not a curated record